Astyanax mexicanus (Mexican tetra) is the source of this 2898-nucleotide messenger RNA. It is a transcript of the gene hdc, whose product is annotated as histidine decarboxylase. Gene Ontology annotation, molecular function: histidine decarboxylase activity; pyridoxal phosphate binding. Lineage: Eukaryota; Metazoa; Chordata; Actinopteri; Characiformes; Acestrorhamphidae. Bases 40 to 1959 code for a protein of 639 amino acids. The transcript is spliced from 12 exons. Gene Ontology annotation, biological process: L-histidine catabolic process; histamine biosynthetic process. The record is from RefSeq and is a predicted model, not a curated record.
CAUCCAGCCUCCACCGGACACACUCACACACGAGAGAACAUGCAGGCAGAGGAAUACACACGCAGAGGUAAGGAGAUGGUGGACUAUAUAAGUAAUUACCUGACUGAAAUCCGCACAAGGCGGGUGGUCCCUGAUGUCCAGCCAGGCUUUUUGCGCCCCCUGCUGCCCUCUGAUGCUCCCUGUGAACCAGAGCCGUGGGAGAACAUCCUGCAGGACGUGGAGAACAUCAUAAUGCCUGGGGUGGUACACUGGCAGUCGCCCCACAUGCACGCGUAUUUUCCUGCUCUGAACUCAUGGCCAUCUCUGCUGGGCGACAUGCUGGCAGAUGCCAUCAACUGCCUCGGCUUCACCUGGGCUUCGAGUCCUGCCUGUACAGAGCUGGAGAUGUGUGUGAUGGACUGGCUGUGUAAAGCACUUGGGUUGCCAGAUCAUUUUCUACACCAUCACCCAGAAAGCCGUGGAGGUGGAAUCUUGCAGAGUACAGUGAGUGAGUGCACAUUGGUUGCACUUCUAGCUGCCAGGAAAGAUAAAAUUCUGCAGAUGAAAAGCACAGACCCAGCAGCGGAAACACACACAGACGCAUUCAUCAACGACACACACUCAGACAUGGACGAGUCCAUCUUAAACUCCAGACUCAUCGCCUACGCUUCUGACCAGGCUCACUCUUCAGUAGAGAAGGCUGGGCUGAUCUCUUUGGUAAAGAUCCGGUUUUUGGAGACGGAUGAGAGGUUCUCGUUGCGCGGGGAGACGCUGCAAAGAGCCAUUCAGGAGGACAGGAGGAGGGGCCUGCUGCCUAUCAUGCUGUGUGCUACACUGGGCUCAACAGGUGUGUGUUCCUUCGACUGUCUGGAUGAGCUGGGGCCAAUAUGUGCGCGUGAGGGUCUCUGGCUGCAUGUGGAUGCAGCGUAUGCAGGCUCCGCCCUCCUGUGCCCUGAGCUGAGGUACUUCAUGUCUGGAAUGGAGUUCGCCGACUCGUUCGUCUUCAAUCCAUCAAAGUGGAUGAUGGUUCACUUCGACUGCACUGCGUUCUGGGUUAAAGACAAGUUUAGGCUUCAGCAGACGUUCAGUGUGGAUCCUCUGUACCUCAGACAUGAUAACUCAGGAGCUACAGACUUUAUGCACUGGCAGAUUCCUCUGAGUCGUCGUUUUCGGUCUUUAAAGUUGUGGUUUGUGAUGCGCUCAUUCGGCCUGAAGAACCUACAGGCUCACAUCAGACAUGGAGUGGAAAUGGCGAAGCUGUUUGAGUCUCUGGUCAGAAGUGACUCUAAUUUUCAGAUUCCAGCAGAGAGAAACCUUGGACUGGUGGUCUUCUGUCUUGUGGGUGGGAACGCGCUAACCCAGGAGCUCCUAAGGAGGCUCACUCAGUCAGGCACCAUGUUCCUGAUCCCAGCCGCCGUGGGCACCAAGCUGAUCAUCCGCUUCACUGUCACGUCUCAGUUCACCCAACCGCAGGACAUCCAGCGGGACUGGAGCAUCAUCCAGCGCACUGCCGCUGAGCUGAUCAAGCCCGGGUUCAGCCCCCGCCCGCUGUCCCUGUCCCUCAGCACCGACACAGAGGCCUCCGAGGACGAACAGGAGACGCUGUGGCAGGAGCAGGAGGUGGAAAAGCUCAACGAUCAAUCGGCUGAGGGCAGGAUAAGGCUGGAACCAAUGAUUGACAAGCAUUUAGUGCGUCAGGGCCAGAGAAGAGCCACGCGUUCCAUGAGCUGCAGUGCAGAACUGCCACCCACCAGGCCUGACUCCGCCCACAACCUGAGGGAAGCCCCGCCCCCCGGCACCCUGGAGCAGAUCCCAGAGAGCCCGGUGCCCACUGAAGGUCGCAGGGGGCAGAAACGUCUGCUGAAGUUCCACAGCGUGCCCAGCCUGUGGCAGUGCGCCAUGCAGCAGAUCUACAGGCCCCUGCACUGGAGCUCCAGCAGGGCCAGCUACUUCACCUGCUGCACACUCACACAGAAAUAACACACACACACACUCUCUUACACACUUAUACAGUAAGCUAUGUCACUUGCUUUGUGCGUAAGCUGCAGACACACUAACUUGUUGCCAGCUAUUUUAAAAUGAAUUUCAGUGGAGCUGCGAGCAGAAUGAGUAGAAUUAAAGCAUUUUAUUUAAUUUGAUGAUUGCUAGCUUUCAAUGCUUUAAAAAAAUUUAACAGCUCAGUUAUACAGGGGUUGGACAAUGAAACUGAAACACCUGGUUUUAGAGCACAGUAAUUUAUUGUGGUGACGGACAGUUCUGGUGGAAACAGGAGAGUUGAGGUGCACAUUGAAUUCUGCCGUGAUUUGAUCAGCCGUGGUUUUAUGUUUUUUGGAUACAAUCCGGGUUAGCACCCGAACAUCCCUUUCAGACAGCUUCCUCUUACAGCAUCCACAGUUAAUCCUGUUGGAUGUGGUUGGUUCUUCUUGGUGGUAUGCUGCCAUUACCCAGGAUACCGUGGCUCUUGAUGCAUCACAAAAACUUGCUGUUUUGGUCACAGAUGCGGCAGCAAGACGUGCACCAACAAUUUGUCCUCUUUUAAACUCGUCUAAUUGAACCUUCACACUGCUCUUACUGGUGCAAUGUGCAAUUAAUGAAGAUUAGCCAGGCUGCUCCAAUUGAGCCAUGAAACCUCCCACACUAAAAUGACAAGUGUUUCAGUUUCAUUGUCCAACCCCCUGUAUGCAAAUAACGCAAACCUAUGCAAGCGCUGUUUCAGUUCUUGCAGUAUUCUCUUGACACAGCAUAGAAACACUCUUGGAAAAGUACGAAAAUAGUACAAAAAGCCCAGUUUUUGGUCAAUUUAGGCAUGUGCAUCCUCUGGCCAGUUGCAAUAUAAAAGUAUAGGUUGUCAAAUAUAAACAUAAGUUACGCUCUUCAACUGUUUAUUAUUUAAGCCUUAAUAAGUUUAGCUGUUUUAAA